Sinocyclocheilus rhinocerous is the source of this 456-nucleotide messenger RNA. RefSeq lists its product as uncharacterized. The transcript has 3 exons. NCBI's taxonomy places the organism in Eukaryota, Metazoa, Chordata, Actinopteri, Cypriniformes, Cyprinidae. The record is from RefSeq and is a predicted model, not a curated record. The annotation marks the transcript as partial. Gene Ontology annotation, biological process: cilium assembly. Gene Ontology annotation, cellular component: ciliary transition zone.
AUCUGGAAGAAAGCGUCUGAACCCAAAGCAGAAUUGGUUCCUGAUGGACUGAGGAAAUUCUCCACUCAUCGUGGGUUCUUCCAAUCAGGGCCCAGCAAAGACAUGGAUAGUGUCACUACGCAAAUCAUAAUAUGUUUCCGUGAGUUGUGUGCACUUUGCUGGAUGCUCCAUGUGAGGGACCAGCUCAGCAUUUCCUGCAGAAGGUACCAGGCUGCAAGGCAACAGGAGAAAGACACUCAGGUCAGUGACGCGAGUGUGUCGGAUCUAUGCUUUGAGGCUCUGUGUUGGGCGCGCCGCCUCGUGCCGUUCUGCCAUUUCCUGAACGCAGAGGAAGCCCUGCAGGACUUGGUGCUCAGCCUGGUGUCUGAACUGCCGCCCAGUCGUGUGGUAAUAUACAUCACAGUGUUUCCCAUACAUUCAUUUACUUGUGGCAGCCCGCCACAAUAUCCACAUUGA